Messenger RNA from Sphaerulina musiva SO2202, 5408 nucleotides. RefSeq lists its product as uncharacterized. Bases 67 to 2889 code for a protein of 940 amino acids. Gene Ontology annotation, cellular component: mitochondrial outer membrane. Lineage: Eukaryota; Fungi; Ascomycota; Dothideomycetes; Mycosphaerellales; Mycosphaerellaceae. Gene Ontology annotation, biological process: mitochondrial fusion. Gene Ontology annotation, molecular function: GTP binding; GTPase activity. The transcript is spliced from 5 exons. The record is from RefSeq and is a predicted model, not a curated record.
GCCAUACAUGUCUACCUAUGUCACCAUCUGGACUCACCAUGACCUGAGGAAUGCGCAAUAUUCACGAUGAGCUCGAACAACCCUUCCGGAGAUGGAGGUGCUGGGCCUUCGAGCAGCAGAGGUGGCGAUGCUUCGAGUAGUCGGCGCGGUCCUGGCAGUCGACCUCAGUACAUGACCGUCGGCAGUGGAUCUACGUCGGAGGCAGCGUCGAGGCUGCAGGCGCUGCUGGACGAAGAUUCUGGGUACGGAGGAAGCAAUACGGGCGACGACACGAUGGAGAACGCAUGGCAUCCGGGGCCCGCGGUGGAUCGAUACACACCUGCGCAUACACCGGCGCGGCCUGGCGAGAGUAACCCGGACUCAGAGAACGAGUCGCGCGCUCUGGCGGCACACGUACACCAGAUGUUUUACAAUAAGAACCGUACGGCGCUCGGCAGGGCGAUCAAUCAGACGGUCGAGACGUUGAAGAAGUUGCAGGAGAUGAAUACGAAAUGGCCGGCGCAUUACCCUACUGUGCAACGACCGCCCACGCCACCACCUGCGAGACCUGCACCACGCCCUGGUCUCGCCCACACACAAACCACCUUCGAUCUGGACAGCAUAGAAUCUGCGCCUCUUCGACCACAUCUGCCGAGGCGAGCGGGCACGACACUGGGGAUGGAUCCUGAAUCGAGCACAAAUGCUGAGCGCCGUGGAUCUGCUCCGACUACAGAACCACGGCUUGUCACACCUCAACUGGCACAGGACUUCUCUGUGUUGAAGAUUGAGUUGAAGAUGGAGGGCUUAGCACAAUCAGACAUCGUUCACUCGUUGGAAAAACAGUCGGUGGCCGCGCUAUUGGACAAUCAAAUCAACAAAAGUGUACGGCAUUUGUUUGCAUUACGGGAACGAAUCGAAGAUACAUCAAGCAAAGUUCUCAUUACUGGAGAUUUGAAUGCAGGAAAGUCAACAUUCUGCAAUGCCCUGCUGCGCCGUAAGGUGCUCCCAGAAGAUCAGCAGCCCUGCACCGCCAUCUUUUGCGAAGUGCUUGACUGCAGAGAAAAUGGCAAUCUCGAGGAAGUCCACGCAAUACCGCAUGGAGCCGUUUACGAUCGCAACGACGAAAGCACGUAUCACGUGUAUCAAUUAAAGCAGCUCGAUGAUAUUGUUAUUGACAGUGAUCGGUAUCAGAUGUGCAAGAUUUAUAUCAGGGAUGCACGCCCGGUAGACCAAUCACUUCUAAACAAUGGCGUCGUAGACAUUGCGCUCAUUGACGCCCCUGGAUUAAAUAACGAUUCCUUGAAGACGACAGCGGUAUUCGCCAGACAAGAAGAGAUUGAUGUUGUAGUGUUCGUGGUCUCUGCGGCCAACCACUUCACUUUAUCCGCAAAGGAGUUCAUAUUCAAUGCUGCACGAGAAAAGGCUUACAUGUUCAUGGUUGUCAAUGGCUAUGACCAGAUUCGCGAUAAGAAGCGUUGUCAAGAAAUGAUCCUCAAGCAGGUGGCGCAUCUCAGUCCAGCUACAUUCAAGGAGUCGUCCGAGCUUGUUCACUUCGUAUCAAGCAAUGCGAUCCCUGUCGGCCCGGGGCCUGGCGGACCACCCGGUGGUGGUUCGUCGGGUGGCUCGCACUUUGACAGUGGCGAUAGCAGUUCGGAUAAGGGCGCUGAAGACGAUGACGGGAUCAAUGGCAAGCACGGCGAGCCAGGCUCGCCGCCAGAUAAGAAGAAAGGCAAAGGCAAGGAGAAGGAGGCAUUGGAUGACUUCAGCGAGCUCGAAGCUUCUUUGCGUCGAUUUGUGCUUGAGAAACGAGCGCGAUCUAAGCUCGCACCUGCAAAGACAUACCUGAUGAAUGUCCUUGGCGAUCUCGGCACGCUAGCAGGUGUCAACAAGGACGUGGCACAGAGCGAACUUGAUCGCGUGACAGAAGAGCUUCGCAAGCUGGAGCCAGAAUACGAAGCAUCGAAGAAAUCUCGGUCAGAAGCUGAUGAGCACGUGGCGAGUAACAUUGAAGAGACCACCAACGACGUAUACAGACUGACCAGGCAUACCAUUACUGACUCUAUCAACAAGGUCGCGGAGAGCGACCUUGGAGUGGACUAUCCUGGCGUUCUUGGAGCAUAUGGUUAUGCCGAAGACUUGAAGACUGCAAUGCUGCAGCAAAUCACCGAGACAGUACGCUGGUGUGAAGAACGUGCUCGCGAGAAGACGGUCACUGGAGUGAGCAGCAUCAAGUCGCUGGGCAUAUUGCAUCUCGGCGACAACUAUGUGGAUCUACAGUUCCGUUCGGAGAAGAUGUUCAAGAGCAGAAGAGAUGCGCUUGCAAGACAAGUAGACUUUGAGCCCGAGCUAUGGGAUUUCUUUGAUUUCGCCAGCAUCUGGGAGCGACAGGAAAAAGUCGCCGGCACAAGCAUGGCAGUCACAGUCGCUGGAGUCGUUGGCACUCGCCUGAUAGGCGGCUUUGGCUGGGUGGACGGCGCUCUCACCGCGACGAAGAUUGUGGGCGCGAACAAUCUUCGCCGAGCGCUCAUUCCCAGCGUCAUCCUGGCGUUUGCGUUGGGUGUCUCCUACGCCGUCUCCCAAAUUCCACACUCGCUACCCCGGCGCCUCAGCACCAAGCUCGCCGCACAGCUGGCAGCACUCGAUUACACGCAUUCGAAUUCCUUGCGCAUCAGCUCCGAAGUCCGCCGCGCGUUGAAGUUCCCUGCGGAUAAACUUCGCGAGGGUCUCCAACGCAACAUGGAACAACUGCAAGAACGCAAAAAGGAAACCGACAAGAUUCGAACCGAGAAUGAGGUCGCGAGAAAGUACUUUGGCAACUUGGUACGCGACAGUAACGAUAUCAGGAGUAGAGUUGACAGAGUCGAUUUGGAAGGUCCUGCUCCUGGUAUUGCUGCUGCUUAUGAUAUGUAAUUUCCUGCAUCGCAGGUACUUUCUUCAUUUUCUUUCCUCUACAGUUUGGUUGGGAGCAUUGGGUCAGCAUCUUAUUUGCGUAAAAUGGCGUUGGGAAUACCGAGUACAGACGCAAAGAAUGGCGAAGAAGAUCAACCCAUAUUCCCCCCCUUUGGCCGAAAGACAGCAGCACCCUAGUUGGUUUAUAGUUUAGUUGUAGAUGCUUAAGGUCUCUCUUCUCAGAAGGAAAAUUUCUCAAUCACUCGAUUUCGUCCUAUCUGCCGCUGUUGCCGUAAUCAGGUAUGUAAAGUGUCUGUCCUCUUCUUCUCCUUCUUUUCAGUCUUCUCCUGUAACAGCGAGUUAUAGUGAUCACCCAAAACACACACAAAAAGAAAACCGGCCAUCAUCAUGUAGCUACUAGCGGCCUGCCAAUAACACCAACGCUUUCCAUACCACAUACCGCAUCACAAUCGUAAUCAAUCACUCUCCGCGUUUCUCGCAUGGUGUUCCUCGAUGGCCUCUUUAUGCUUCGCGGCAAUGUCUGAACUGGACUUAUUGCGACGAUGUCUGAAUUCUUUGACUGUUUCCACAGACGCGAGAGAGCGUGGUACCUAGACACGCGGACUGAGACUGUUUGCAGAUUCUCCUGCAGGCUGUGUAACACUGACUUCUGGGCCGAAAGAGGAUACUGGAGUGGCUGCGCCGGCCGGAGUACUGAGUCCCAUGGGACUGGCGACGCCGGAUUGCGGCACGGGUAUCUGAAUGUCUUGGGGACUGCCGGGGAUGAUGCUCGAGGGAAGAUCGGAGAUGUGGAUACGUCUGGCACUAUUGUUGUAAGAGGCAGGGAUGACUUCGAUGAUUUCGUCGCGCGGAAACUCCAGAGUAGGGAUGUCGUGUGCGGAGCAGGCCAUGAGGUAUCCGUAGAGGACACGAAGGACAGACUCGUGCGCAAUGAUCAGUAAGUCGUUUUGUUCGCGCUCGAGCUCGAGAAUGAUAGGCUCGAGCCGGACUGCAAGAUCGUGGUAUGACUCUGCUCGUGGAUACCGAUGGUGAUAAGGAUCUUGCUCGUGCUUGGCUACUUCCUCGGGAAACAGCUCACGGAUUCUGCGCUCACUCAACUUCUCGCAUACACCAGGAUUCAGCUGGCUCAUUUGGCUGCGCUGCCGCACUCUGUAUCCCUUUUGUUCGAGGUACGAAGCAGUCUCGACGGUUCGCUUCCGCGUUGAUGUCCAGAUCUGGAGUGGUUUCGACGCGGUGGAUUCGGGGGCCCCAUUCUUGAUGAGGGUCUCCCUCUCCAUCUCCCGAUGAGCAACGAUGGCAUCCGUCAUUUUGCGUGCGUAAUCCUGCCCUUCGGCACUCAGACUGGCAUCGCCCUUGAAUGUUUCUUCCUCUCUCGUUGUGCCAGCGCGGACAAAGUACAUCUGCCGACUCUUGAUGUGCAGAUUGAGAAGAUAGAAUACAAUCCGCUGGGACAAGUAGCCGAAGGCACAGCUGUUCACGAUGACACGCUCCCCAGCAUUGAUCAUCUUCACAUAGUGCAAGUCACGCUCCUCGACACCUUCGUAGUGCGGUAUCCGGGCGUUGAUCCGUCGAAGAUAGUCCUGGACGGCAUCUUCGGGUUUCCAGCCAACGUAGUCGGGCGAGCUAAUCUUCACAGCACGGACAUUUUCCUCAAUAAUACGCUCGUCUGAGCACGUACACUCGAUGAACAUGGUCUGUACGCCCUGUUUUUCGAACUCUCUGGCGAGCGCUCGUCGACCAGUAGCCAAAGGGUUCACAGCAUCGUAUAUGGCAAUUUGACCAUUCUCGUGAUUGAGAAAAUGAAAAAUGUCUUCUCUACACUUCUUGAGGAUCUUAUUCCGCAAAAGGACGGAGGACGUGCUGGCGUUGAUGUGGAAGUAGUCUUCAGGCACUUCUCCCUUGGCGCCGACGAAGGCUCUUCGAUAGUCGCCGAGAUGGAAGAUGUGAGUCUUGACACCUAACCACCGCAGGUAUCGUGCCAGGGCGACACUGAUAUGUGUCUUGCCUCGAGCAGGAAGGCCCACGGUGGCAAUCACGAUUCGGCCAGAGUGGAAGAGUCGACCAGACUCGGUCGAGUACAGCUGCGCAGGGGCCAUGGAUGCUUUCUCUGGAAGAUCAUGUAUUGCAUCGACAUAGGUGCUUGAGCGGCGCCGGAAAUUGGGCGCGGAGCCUGCCACAUCGGCGGUAAGUAGGGUGUCCAUGUUGGACUGUCGCUGGCCGGUGGUACAGGCAGUUGCCACCACUACGACUACCACCACCACCACCACCACUACCACUCGCGUCCUGGCUGCACUUUCACCUCACUCUCACUCGAGCUAGUGCGGAAUACGGGGCAGCGUCCCAGUCCGGCGGGAAGUGCACGAGCGGAGCACUGCAGUGAGGUGCAAACUGCGAAAAGCCGGUCGUUGCGCGCUCUCGCCUUCUCCCUUAUUGCUCGCUCUCUUCCUCUCUCUCUCCAGCUCUCCGGGCCGGGACGACGGUGUAACAAGUGGUCAGAGGGUUGCAAGCUGGCGGAAGGA